Molecule: messenger RNA, 1497 nt
Organism: Marasmius oreades (fairy-ring Marasmius)
Lineage: Eukaryota; Fungi; Basidiomycota; Agaricomycetes; Agaricales; Marasmiaceae
Exons: 9
Coding region: 1-1497 (498 amino acids)
Source: RefSeq, a predicted model, not a curated record
AUGGGGUGCCGCGACAGACAAAUGGAGAUACCAGUUGAAGUAGGACCUUCGUGGCACAAGAUCUUGCCUCAAGCGGCUCUGUACUGUUUGUUCAAAGCAAGCCCCUCUCGUUCAUGGUCGCUUGUCUUCGGAUUCAAUACUGUCGAUAAAACCUUACCAUCUCUUAUUUUCCAUCGCGGUGGUUGCAUCCCUUCAACAGAUCUGAUCCUUGCUACAGACCCAGGACGGAAAGAGGCAUAUCGACUGAUCCUCACGAUGACUGAGGAUUACCACGCUGGCUUUUGCUGCUUCUCCACCGACGAGGAGUACGCAAUUUCUGGUCGCCAAGGCGGCCCGACAUUGACGGUUCAAGUGCAGAAGAAACUGCAUCACUCGCUUGGUGUCUGUACUCGUGGAACCCUUGUUAUUGUAUCGAAGGUGCGACAGCGCCAUUGGAUCCACACCAGCUCUUGUAGCUGCCACUCAGACGUCGUCAGUCAGGCUAGCGAAUACACCAUUGUCAAAAGACUGCCCAGCAACGGCUCAGCCAAAGACUGGGAGCAAGCGCAAAUAGGACGGGGAUCAUGGGACGACCUCACGGAAAAUCCUCGCACAGUUCUUUGCACCCCCCAAUGCUUCAGAACUUGCAGAGAUUGCACUAACUUGUACAUUGAACUACUGAAGGUCCGUCAAAGGCGACUCCUCACUGCUACUUCCGGUCUCCUUGUUUCGAAUCGCAUCUUUUUACCUGGCGAAGAAGAAUCUCAAUACAAGGAUGUAUGGGUGGGAAGUGUGGUAGAGAACAAAGUGGUAGUACGUUGCUCGCCACUCCUUGAAUCGGUGAGCCAUGCUUUGCUCGGAUGGCUGGUGUACUACCAGAAUAGUUUCAUGCACCCAGAUGUCAGUAUCGGGAAUGUCCUCCGACUGGAGCCUGGGCCAGCAAUGAAGACAAUCGACAUUAUAGAUCCUUUUUCAGUAACAGAUGCAUCGCUGAAAGAGCAUGAACAACUGGGGAUCAGCAGCGAAUGCAAGGGUAUCUUGAUAGAUGGCGAUAUGGCCACCAAUUGGAAGAUUUAUCUUGACAAAGACCAUGACUCGCACUCACCAUCAGGUACUGAUGGAUUCAUGUCCAUGGAUCUCCUGUGGGCUUUUGAAGACGGUCUUGAAUAUUUGCAAUCGCCUGUGGAUGACAUACAUUCGUUCUUCUGGAUUUCAGGACGAAAGCGGUGGGCAGAACGCGCCGCAGUGAAAGAAGAUAUAGCAAGAUUAUUUUUUUCGUUCACCCAUCCCCGAAGCCCGAUUGCAGAACAGCCGAACUCAUUCCUAUCCCAAUGGCUCUCUCAAAAUGAAGCGUUACAAGACGAUUGGUACCUUGCCAGAAACUCUGCCGAUCUCCACGACAAGAAGGAAUGGUAUAUCACACACUUCGACCUGUUCGCUUACCGCGGUGUAUGCGAAACAUGGAGAUUGAUUCUGCAACACCGCGAGGAGUCGGAUCAUUCAAAACCCCCAACCUGA